Fusarium verticillioides 7600 is the source of this 1104-nucleotide messenger RNA. RefSeq lists its product as hypothetical. Lineage: Eukaryota; Fungi; Ascomycota; Sordariomycetes; Hypocreales; Nectriaceae. The coding region runs from base 1 to 1104 and encodes 367 amino acids. Gene Ontology annotation, molecular function: hydrolase activity, hydrolyzing O-glycosyl compounds. The record is from RefSeq and is a predicted model, not a curated record. The transcript has 3 exons.
AUGAAGAGCUUCAGCCUUUUCGCAUUGGGUCAAGCUCUGCUCGCAGCAGCCACUCCUCAUGGCUCCGAACUCCCCGUUCGCCAAAAUGGCAAUAGCUUCGCAGGCGUAAACUCUUUCUUCCUCCAUGCUUUCAAGCAGCAGGAUCGAUUGGAAGUCCUGGACGCCAUCAAGAAUGCAAAUCUGAAGGUCCUACGAAUCUUCAUUUCGGCAACUGGCCAGAACGCCAAGAACACUGGCUCAAUCGCAAUGCCUGACAUCGAGCCCCAGACCGUAGGUGUUUGGGACGACACCCAGCUCAAAGCCAUAGAUCAACUCAUGGUAGAAGCACAAGCCAGAGGCAUCAAGCUCACCAUCGCGAUCCAUGAUCGGUACCAGCUCGGUUGCUGGGGAAGCGAUGCCUAUGUGUACAAGUACAAGCUGCCUGCAGUAGACUGCAACACUCAGCCCGCUAGUGCCAACAACGUCGAGUUCUGGUACUCGGACAAGAACUGUAUUUCCGAUUUCCAGAAUCGUAUCCGUCAUGUUCUUGAACAUAAGAAUACACUUAUCAGCGGAAGUCCCGCCUGGAAAGAUCUAAACAGCCAUAUCUUUGCGUUCAAUAUCCAGAAUGAAGGGCAGGGCCAUUUGAACAACAAUGUUCCGCCUCAUCCGUCGUGGUGGUGCGAUCGAGCUGGCUUCAUGCGGGGCAUUAUGGGUAGCAGCAAGGUUCUAAUCUCCACUGGUGGCGGUAAUGAGUUCCCCAACUCAGAUGUUGCAGAGAACUGGGCUUGCAAGGCCUUGGACCUCGUCACAAUCCACUCGUAUUCGGGCGUCAACGAAUUCAAGAACAAGGGUCCAGUUGCGCUGCAGCACGCAAAGAGCGCCAACAAGCUCAUGCUCUUUGAGGAGUUCGGUGCUACUGGGAGCAGUAAGUCUACCACGGUCGGUCAGCAUAUCGACGUGUUCAAUGGUCUUGGUGUGCCGUGGAUGCCCUGGCAGAUCAGCAAGCCUGGUAACAAGGCAAAUGACUAUGAGUUUUGGACGGAUGAGGCUACUUAUGGUGUUGUUAAGGAUGGCUCGAAUGGUGCUUUGGCAAAGGCCGCUGCACAGACGUGGUCUAUCUAG